Messenger RNA from Eremothecium cymbalariae DBVPG#7215, 1527 nucleotides. RefSeq names its product Thi2p (gene THI2). The coding region runs from base 1 to 1527 and encodes 508 amino acids. Lineage: Eukaryota; Fungi; Ascomycota; Saccharomycetes; Saccharomycetales; Saccharomycetaceae. Gene Ontology annotation, cellular component: nucleus. Gene Ontology annotation, molecular function: zinc ion binding; DNA-binding transcription factor activity, RNA polymerase II-specific. The record is from RefSeq and is a predicted model, not a curated record. Gene Ontology annotation, biological process: positive regulation of transcription by RNA polymerase II. The transcript has a single exon.
AUGGCGCACACUGGUACAUCAUGCAGCAAAAGCACUAAAAAUCCGGGCGAAACUGGUGGCAUUACACCUGCGGGAGCGAGUUUGAAAGCGUUACCGAAAUCGAAGGCAAGAAGUUUCACGGGGUGUUGGGCGUGUCGUUUCAAAAAGCGACGUUGUGACGAACGUAGGCCAUUCUGCAGCUUAUGCACGAAGCAUGGUGACUCUUGUUCAUACGAUGUCCGACUGAUGUGGCUGCAGGAAAACAUGUUUCGAGUUUCGCGGAAGGACGGGCGGCUAGAGAGCGAGGCGGCGGGGACAGACGGGCGCCGGCGGGAAAGGUUAUCUAAGAAGGAAUUCCGUCAACUUACGCAAUUCCGCGGGCAUGGGGGGGACAAUAGAGCGCUCGAGCAGCAGCAGCGGCAGCGCGAGACGCAGACGGUAGGGCAGGUGGGUGAGAGUAUUAGUCGGUCUGCGAGGAGAGAGCAGGGUGAAGAUGAGAGUGAGGAGGAAAAUAGAGAUAGUUUUACUAUUAGUGUUCGAAGACUUAAGGUGUAUGAUAAUGCGGUGAGGGUUAUUCACGGGACGCCUCGGAGGUUUGAUGCGCGGUACGUGGAGGAGCAGUUGGAGCGGAAUUUGAAGAAGUUGGAUGCCGGGCAUAUUGGACAGGCGGGGCCUUAUAGCGCUAUUUGGUUCGAGCGGUUUAAGGGGCGUGUGGAUAAAGGCAGGGUCAGGUCGAUGGGGAGUGUAGGAGGUAAGGACGGUAGUGUCGGGGGACGGGGCGCGGGAUGCACUGGCACGAGUUGUGACAGUUGUGGACGGCAGGUUGGGGAGCAGGUUGGUAAGGAGGACAGACAGUUGUUGGCGGCAUUUUUCCCAGAGCAUUGGAACAUGUUGAUAUCGAAGUUCAACAAUACGGUUUUGCAGAAUACGGAGUAUGUGAAGUGGUUGUCGGGGCAUGUGCAGAGUUUGGCGGCGAAUGAGAUGGAGUUGCCGAGAGAACUAUUGAGAGAGCUGAUGAGUACAAGGAAUAUUGAUAUACGGAAGUGGCUACAACGAGUUGAGAUGAGAAGUACGGAGAUACGUUCUGUUUGUUAUCUGUUGUUAAUGCUGAAAACGGAUGCGCCGGAAUUGAACACCAAGGUUAGAAACUGGCUUGUUUCAUGCGGUCGGCUGCCAUUUAGUGCAUAUCCGUUGAUUGUGGGGGUACUUACGUCUAUUCAUUCCUAUAAUUAUGAUGAUGCAUCUAUAGAGGCGUUGAUUAAUUGUGAGAAUCUGGUCGACUGUGUUGGGUCCACGGACGUGUUACAAGGUCAGUUUACAUGCUCUAUUAAAUCAGAUAUAUGCCGGAACAUGGUGGCUUUUUGUUCCGGGCAGCUGCUGGAGGCGUAUGCUCGUGCAGCUCCAGAUGUUGCAGGUAUUGAGAUGCAGUUAAAGUAUUGGGAGUUUCAAUUAAAACAAAUUGAGCAAGUAUAUAAUGAUACGUACACUAGCACCAAUACCAGUACCGCAGAUGCUAUGGCAUCAAAUGUUGCGAAGGUGGCUACGUAG